AAGGGGCGCUGUCACUGUUAUGGUCCUGUCAGGGCGCCGGCGUCGUGGUGUUUGGGCGGCCGCCACCUAAGAGACUUUGGUGGGGCAGACUCGGGGGCAGCUCGUCUCCGGCCUCGCUCCCAGCUUGCACCUCCCGGCUCGCGGGCCUCACCGUAGGGCGCGCGUGCGGGCCGGUGUCGCGGCCGCCUUGGGGCCUGGGCCCAGCCGCAGCCUCCUCCACCGCCGCCGGCUCGGAGGGGCCGCGAGAUGCAGCCGCCGGGCCCACCCCCGGCGUAUUCCCCCUCGAACGGGGACUUCACCUUUGUCUCUUCGGCAGACGCGGAAGAUCUUAGUGGUUCGAUAGCAUCCCCAGAUGUCAAAUUAAACCUUGGUGGAGAUUUUAUUAAAGAAUCUACAGCUACUACAUUUCUGAGACAAAGAGGAUAUGGCUGGCUUUUGGAAGUGGAAGAUGAUGAUCCUGAAGAUAACAAGCCACUCUUGGAGGAAUUGGAUAUUGAUCUAAAGGAUAUUUACUACAAAAUCCGGUGUGUUCUGAUGCCAAUGCCAUCACUUGGUUUUAAUAGACAAGUGGUGAGAGACAAUCCUGACUUUUGGGGCCCUCUGGCUGUUGUUCUUUUCUUUUCCAUGAUAUCAUUAUAUGGACAGUUUAGGGUGGUCUCAUGGAUUAUAACUAUUUGGAUAUUUGGUUCCCUAACAAUUUUCUUACUGGCCAGAGUUCUUGGUGGAGAAGUUGCAUAUGGCCAAGUUCUUGGAGUUAUAGGAUAUUCACUACUUCCUCUCAUUGUUAUAGCCCCUAUACUUCUGGUGGUUGGAUCAUUUGAAGUGGUAUCUACACUUAUAAAACUGUUUGGUGUGUUUUGGGCUGCCUACAGUGCUGCUUCAUUGUUAGUGGGUGAAGAAUUCAAGACCAAAAAGCCUCUCCUGAUUUAUCCAAUCUUUUUACUAUACAUUUAUUUUUUGUCCUUAUAUACUGGGGUGUGAUCUAAGUCAUAUAUGAGUAGAAAAAGACAUGUUACAUUUGUGUGUGUAGGCUGGGAACUCUUGCUGAGGGGAUUGAAGAAAUCCUGUUGCUGGUAAAAUUUUACAUGGUCCACAUGUAAAGGCAGGUUGAAAGUCUUUUUCAAACAACAUUUUUUUGUAUUUAAUUAUUUGCAGUUAUCUGGAUUUUUUUUUUUUUGGUCAGAAUUCCAAAUUCUGUUUGAUUCUUCAUAUUCCAGUGAAUAAAAUUUAAAAGCAUUGUGUUUUUAAGAUUGUGUCAAUAUUCACCUAAAAACUUGUGCCAAAAGCACCUGGAAUGGUAAUUAUAUUUCAUUCAAAGGGUAAAUAUGGCAGCAUCCUAAUAAUCUAAAAGCGCAAUUUUUUCUUUAAAGGGUUUCCUCCUGCAUUGCAGAUCCUGUAGAUAUAUAUUUAUAUUUAUACGUAUAUAUUUAUGAAAUUAUUCUUUUUAUUCACAAAAUAUAUUUCUGAAUAGCCUAAAAAUUGAGAUAUUUUCAAUCUGAUGCUUAACCUUUCUUUAAUUUGGCCAUUAAUCUUUUAUUUAUAAAUUCAGCUUUGUUUUUUAAAUUGUGUAUAAUUUUAAAAAUCUCAUACAUGCUUCAGUAUGUCCUUGUUAAGAGUCCUAAUAACAACUAAAACUAAUUUUUUAACAGUUGCUGCUGUAGAUUUGGUUUGCUUGGGUAUGCUUCGAAAAACUAUUUUUGAAUGCCUAAAUAUCUGAUUUCAGUUUAUGUUUAUCUUUCUGACCAAAGGAGCAGGAGGUAUAAUGGAUAUGGCAUUAUUAAAAUUGUCAAUAUGUAGAGAAAUAGUAAUAUUUAUAGCAUCAGAAAUAUUUUUAAGUGGUACUCCUAAGUCAUAAAAGUUGCUGGAAAGAGACCUUUAAAAUCUUGUGGUCUUGAAUAAUGUUAUAUGAAGUAGAAAAAAAUAAAAUGCUUCCCAGCUGUGUGUUUUGUUUUAUAACACCUUGUCCUGUAUUACUAAACAAGUAUCAGGUACUCUAACAAAUGUACAGUAUUUGCUAAGGGAAAUAUUAAGAAAUUUUAACUAGUGAAAUUUUUGUUGCAAAUUAUUUCAUAUACCCUGGUGUAUACUUUAGUUAAUAUAACCUUGUAAAGUAGAUUAAAUAUUUUAUUUAUGUCCAUAAAACAGCAAAUGCCUGGUAACUAUCAGCAAAUUAUAUUAUCCUUUCUGGUCUCAGCUGGAAGAGUUAACUGCUGUCCUCAAUAUGAUACCAUUCCUUUAACAACUUUAUGCAUCAGGAAAUAUCUAGCAACUCUGAAGCAAGUCUUCAAAGUACCAAACCCAUCUCUCCUCCUUUCACUAAAAAAGAAAGGGAAAAAAAAAAAAAAGGAAAAAUUUAUUUUAAGCUACAGGAAAAGGGUGGAGCUAUCUUU
Messenger RNA from Leopardus geoffroyi (Geoffroy's cat), 2390 nucleotides. It is a transcript of the gene YIPF4, whose product is annotated as Yip1 domain family member 4. Lineage: Eukaryota; Metazoa; Chordata; Mammalia; Carnivora; Felidae. The record is from RefSeq and is a predicted model, not a curated record. The coding region runs from base 247 to 981 and encodes 244 amino acids. Gene Ontology annotation, cellular component: trans-Golgi network; membrane. Gene Ontology annotation, biological process: endoplasmic reticulum to Golgi vesicle-mediated transport; vesicle fusion with Golgi apparatus. The transcript is spliced from 6 exons.